Panicum hallii is the source of this 1837-nucleotide messenger RNA. RefSeq names its product protein trichome birefringence-like 10. Gene Ontology annotation, molecular function: O-acetyltransferase activity. The coding region runs from base 67 to 1428 and encodes 453 amino acids. Lineage: Eukaryota; Viridiplantae; Streptophyta; Magnoliopsida; Poales; Poaceae. The record is from RefSeq and is a predicted model, not a curated record. Gene Ontology annotation, cellular component: Golgi apparatus. The transcript is spliced from 4 exons.
GCACCAGGUGCGUGCGUCCCCUCCCGCCGCGGGAUUCCGUAACCGGUCCCGUCUCCGGCGGCGGCAAUGGUGCUGGGCUCGCCGGUCAAGCGCCUGGCGCGGCGGGCGGCCAAGGGCCCGCUCGAGAGGGCCGGCCUGGCGGGGGUCGCCGCGGCGGCCGUGGCGGCCGCCGCGCUGCUGCUGCUGCUCUGCGCCGUCUCGCUCCGCUGCUCGGCCGCCGCGCCCCGGAGGCUCUGGGCCGGCGGGGUCUCCAUCGCGGCCGAGGCCGCGGCGGCGGCGGCGGCUCAAACGAGAAGGAAGGUGGCGGCGGCGGGCAAUGAGGAGGAGUGCGACCUGUUCGACGGGGAGUGGGUGCGGGCUGGCGGCGGCUACCCGCUCUACGACUCCAGGGACUGCCUCUUCCUCGACGUCGGCUUCCGCUGCUCCGAGAACGGCCGCCCCGACGCGUCCUACACCAAGUGGCGCUGGCAGCCGACGCGCUGCGAUCUCCCGAGAUUUGAUGCCAAAAGCAUGCUGGAGAAGCUACGGAACAGAAGAGUAGUAUUCGUUGGUGAUUCAAUUGGAAGGAACCAAUGGGAGUCUCUGCUUUGCAUGCUUUCUACUGCUGUUCAUAACAAGAGCGCUAUCUAUGAAGUUAAUGGCAGUCCCAUCACAAAGCACAUGGGUUUCUUGGUUUUCAACUUUAGAGACUACAAUUGCACCAUGGAAUACUACAGAUCCCCCUUUAUAGUCCUUCAAGGCCGUGCGCCAGCUGGAGCCCCUGAGGUUGUUAAGUACACAAUUCGAGUGGAUGCCAUGGAUUGGAUGUCUGACCGGGGUAAGUGGAAGGAUGCUGAUGUAUUGAUCUUCAACACUGGGCACUGGUGGAACAAUGAGAAGACAAUCAGGGGGGGUGCCUACUUCCAAGAAGGUGAUGAGGUGAAAAUGGAUAUGACUGUUACAGAUGCUUACCGAAGAUCAAUACAGACAUUGUCGGAUUGGCUUCACAGAGAAGUUAACACAAGCAAGACCCAUGUCAUCUACCGUACAUAUGCUCCUGUGCAUUUCAGAGGUGGUGACUGGAAGACCGGAGGGAGCUGUCACUUGGAAACUCUUCCAGAUUUGACGCCACCUGAAUCGCUGGAGGAAUGGGCUGACCUGCUUAAACCUGUGAAUGAUGUUCUAGGGAACCAUCUGAGACCCAAGCUUUCUGGAUUAGAUAUGCUGAACGUGACGCAGAUGACAGCUCAGCGGAAAGACGGCCACCUCUCAGUAUACCUAAGCCCUUCAGGACCUGUCCCUCGCUACAAACAGGAUUGCAGCCACUGGUGCCUGCCUGGUGUCCCGGAUACCUGGAAUGAGCUUCUCUACGCCCUCAUCAUGAAGAGGCAUACAAAGAUGGAUCAGAAUGUUUCCCUGUCUGGCACUAUAACAGUGAACACUGGGUAAUAGUGACUAUCUACUAGAUGCUCACUAUCUAAAAUCUGAAGAGGGAGAUGGUAAGGUGAAUCCAGCAACUGGUCAUGGCAAGCUACUUAGUCAUCCUGGGCAAUGACACUGUUGAUUGAUGACCUACCGAUUAGGUUAUAGGUAGGAUGCCAGAAUGGCGAAACACAUUUUUGGAUAGUGGGUGUCACUACGCAGGAAGCUGCAGCACCCUGCUGUUUUUGUACAUGCCGAGGUUGGUGAAUAGCUGAGCAGAGGUAGAGAACCGUUCAGCUUUGAAGAAAAAAAGGUAUGUUUCAUGCAGAGGUUAUUAGUCUUAGCGGUGGUGAAUAUAGCUAGAUAGGGGCGCAGCAGUGAAUGAUGUAAAUAUUGGUUGCAUGUGAUUCAAGAAUCUGUAAUUUCCUUCGCUGCU